This is a messenger RNA of Salvelinus namaycush (lake trout), 8400 nucleotides long. Its product is annotated as piezo-type mechanosensitive ion channel component 2-like. Lineage: Eukaryota; Metazoa; Chordata; Actinopteri; Salmoniformes; Salmonidae. Bases 1 to 7779 code for a protein of 2592 amino acids. The record is from RefSeq and is a predicted model, not a curated record. The transcript has 50 exons.
AUGCAAGGAAAAACAGGGAAGUUCCUGCUGCUCAUCUGUUCUACCAGCGUGACGUUUCUGGCUCUCCAGUGUUUCAUGCAGAUCACUUUUGCCUACGUGCCUCAGUAUGAGAACGAAUAUUGGGAGAAUAUUCUCUACCAUCUGGGCAUUGUACGGUUCAGUUUGGUGGAUGCAGGGAACAUUGUGCGUCUCUUAGCCCCUGAUCUGGGGCUCUUCCUGUCAGAGCUCUUCAUACUGCGCUUGAUCAGGAAGCUGCUGCGCCCCAUGCCCCAACUUAACCAGAACUGUAUCGCACCCUCUGACCCUGAGUGCUCUUUUGACAAGCAGGAUGUGGAGAUGUCCGACUCAGAGUCUGAGGUUGGCAGUGAAGUCACAGACGGCUCGUCUUAUGACAGCUCAGAUGAAAGCAUAGCGGUGCCGGCAGACCUUCCUCAGUUUGUCCAGAAGUUCAUUGCAUUUUCCCUUGGACUGCGCCUCUUGCUGUCCGCCAUCAUGAACACAGCAGGGAAAGUAGUGGUCACCAUACUACUAGGGCUGGCAGGCAUUGCUCUGCCCUCCCUGACCUCAGUGGUGUAUUUCGGGACGUUCCUGGGCCUGGUGUGGUGGUGGGUUUUUCUCCACUCCGUCAGCUUGCUGCUCUUCGGUACCCUCUGUGUGAUGAUGGCUAUAUUCAGCGCCGGUCACCUGUUGAGCCUCUACCUGUACCAGCUGCCCCUGGCCCAACAGAUCAUACCCCCACAGGACAUCUACGCCAGGCUGUUUGGUAUAACAGCGGUCAUCCAAACCAAUGAGACUGAGCCAUACAGUCUGGGUCUGCAGCCAGACAUCAGCUGGCCUGUCUUCACCAACCCCAUGGUGCUGCUGCUCCUUUAUUACACACUGGUGGCUCUGCUGCACAAGUGGGUCAACCUCACUGAGGAGGAGGAGGAUACUCUGGAGAAGUCUGAGAGUCCAGUAGAAGCUCUUGAGGAUCCCCCCAGCUUCUCCAAGAUCUUAUUCAUCUCAGGAGACAGAUUGGAGCUACUGACCAAGUCAGAGGAGUUGGAAGAGAUGAGUGAGGAAGAGAAGAAGAGGAGUGAGGUGUCUAUGAGUGAUACAGAGACUGUUCUCACCCCUCCUGGCCCCAGUGGACUGGUUGUGUUUGGCUUGUUCAUCAUGAAGCACAGCUACGUCAGCGCACUCAUCAUCAUGAUGGUGUGGAGCAUCACCUAUAACAGCUGGCUGACGUUUGCCCUGCUGGUGUGGUCGUGUCUGAUCUGGAUAAUGCGUGACCGUCGGCGCUACGCCAUGAUGAGUGCACCCUUCCUGGCAGUGUACGGCACCGUGCUGCUACUGCUUGCCUUCCUGAGCAGUCUGAGGCUGCGGCGGGAUGAGCUUUACCCUGACCUAGCCCACGCCGUGCUGGUAGACUUUGACAUGGCCAGUUACCCAGCACCCUGCGUCCACCUGGGAGCCAAGGUGUUCUACGCCUUCAGCUUCUUGCUUCUGUUCCGUCAACAACUGAAGGAGAAACAGGAAGAGCAGGAUCUGAAGGAGUCAGAAGAGUCUCUGGAUGAAGUCAAAGUGCUACCACCGGAUGAAGGUGAUACCUCCCUCAUAAUGGAGAUGCUAGGUUCAGUGGUCAAGGGAACCCUGGUGAAGUACUGGAUCCUGUUCUGCUGCUCCAUGUUCUUUGUGGUCAGCUUCUCCGGGAAGGUGAUGGUCUACAAGAUCCUCUACAUUGUGCUGUUCCUCUUCUGUGUCGUCCUCUAUCAGAUCCGUUAUGACGUGUGGAGGCGAGUGCUAAAGUACUUCUGGGCGGUGGUGGUGGGCUACUCCAUGGUUGUCCUGAUAGCCAUCUACAUGUACCAGUUUAAGACAGUGUCUGGCCUGUUCAGACAGAUCAUGGGCAUGUCUGAGGAAGGUCUGCGUGAUCUGGGGUUGGAGCAGUACGACACUGUGGAGCUGUUUGCUCGGAUCCUCCUCCCUGCAGCCUUCCUAUUGGCCUGCAUCCUGCAGCUGCACUAUUUCAACCAGGACUUCCUGGAGCUCACCAACCUGGACAACAUACCUGUCCGCCAGGGACAAUCCAGAGAGGAAGAGCUGAGAAAAUCAGUCAAUGUGAUAGCUGACAUGAUGGUGAAGGAGCAGAGUAAGCAGAUGAGUGGGGAGUCAGGACGUGUGGGGAGUCAGCACACGUUGGACAGUGAUGGACUGUCUGCCUCAUCAGAGAAGAAAUCUGAGAAGGACCGGGAGGGAACAGGCGCCCCAGAGGAGAGUCUGACCCAAUGGGGGUUGAUGGUGGACCGGGCCGGCCUGCUGCUGCUCCAGGCUCUGGCUGUCUUCCAGCGGGCUCAAGAGAUAAGUUGGAGGCUGCUGGAGCUCCACAGCCUCAAGAUCGUCUCUACCGGCAUUAUCUGGGUGUCCUUGCAAGAGGUGUCUCUGAUGAACUUCCUGUUUCUGGUACUGUGGGCCUUUGCCCUGCCCUUCCCCCGGCUCCACCCCAUCGCCUCCAGUGUGUCCUCAGUCUGGGCCUGUGUCAUGGUGGUGUGUAAGAUGCUGUACCAGCUCAAGGUCAUCAAACCUCUGGAGUACUCCUCCAACUGUACCACUAGCCUGGUGUCAGUUAAUGGGACAGGGCUGGAGCUGGAGGGGAACAUGGCAGAGCUGCUGAGGAGGUCUGUGCUUUAUGUGAAGCCUGUUGACCCAGCCAUAUGGUGUGGAGAGCUGCGCAAGUGUGAAGACAGGAUCCUGCCCUGUCUCAGGAACCACCUGAUGGUGCUGGGGCUGCUGGUGUUUGAGGUGACGGUCCAUAGACAUCAGCUCUACUAUCGCCUCCACAAUGACCUCAAGGUCCCCACCUUCACCAUCAUCUUCCAAGGCAUCACACGCCAGCACCUGGACCAAGGUAUCCUGCCCUGCAUCAAGUACUUCAUCAACUACUUCUUCUACAAGUUUGGCCUGGAGGUGUGCUUUGUGGUGGCGGUGAAUGUGAUUGGCCAACGGAUGGAUUUCUACGCGCUGCUGCACUCCUGUGCUCUGAUGGCUGUUCUGUCACGACGACGCAGGAAGGCCAUAGGGGAGAUGUGGCCUAAGUACUGCUGCUUCACUGCAGGACUCAUGGUGCUGCAGUACCUGCUCUGUAUCGGCAUCCCUCCCGCUCUCUGUGUCGAUUAUCCAUGGAGGACCUCCAGUCAGGCCCUGACCUCCAACCUCAUCAAGUGGCUUUAUCUGCCUGACUUCGCCAUGCGUCCUGCCCCUUACUUCAUUUUCUACGACCACCUCCUGCUCAUGUGCUCAUCGCUGCAGUGGAAGGUGUUUGAGGAGGAGAACCGUGCCGCGGUGCGCCUUAUGGGGGGGGAGAACGUGGAGAUCAGCCGCAGCUUGGACCCACGCUCCUUCAACCAGUACAUCCCCGUCAACAACUUCCUCCACUGCAGGUCCUACCUGGACAUGGUCAAGGUGUUUGUGUUCAGUUACUUCUUCUGGCUGGUGCUGUGCCUCAUCUUCAUCACAGGCACCACCCGCAUUAACAUCUUCUGCCUGGGUUACCUGCUAGCCUGCUUCUACUUCAUGCUGUUCGGGGGCAGCCUGCUCAUGCAGCCUGUACGAUACAUCCUCAGGCUCUGGGACUGGCUCAUCGGAUACACCUGUUUUGUCAUUGGCAUGAAGAACCUGAUAUCUCUUGGCUCAUGUGCUUAUUUGGACAGCCUGUUGAAGAAUGGUUGCUGGCUCAUUCAGGCCUUCAGCAUGGUCUGUACAAUCACAGGCUAUGAUCUCCCUGCUCCUGAUGAUGAGUGUGAGCUGCCGGAGGGGGAGGCGGGCAUCGUGUGGGAUGCGAUCUGCUUCACCGUGCUCCUGGCUCAGAGGAGGGUUUUCCUCAGCUACUACUUCCUGUAUGUGGUGUCUGACCUCAAGGCCUCCAAGAUCCUGGCCUCCAGGGGUGCUGAGCUCUUUGAAGCCAAAGUGAAGAAACUGGUUGCUGCAAGACUGGAGAUGGAGAAGAAGUCUGUGGAGACGCUGAAGAAGCAGAUGGAGAAGAUCAAAUCCAAACAGAAGAGUAAGCCUGGCCAAGGCGACGUACCAGCGCCCCCUACUGAUACAGUGCGAAACGGUGAAAUUGAGAAGGCAGAGAAUGAUCAGGAGAAACGGUGGAAACCAUGGGUCUCACGGCCUGGUGUUGAGAACAACUGUGGCUACCAUCUAUUUGAGAGUGACAGUGAAGAGGAAGAGGAGGAAGUCCAGGAAAAGAAAGAGGAAGAGACACUAACAAAGAAGAAAUCUGCUUUUCAGUUAGCUUAUGAGGCAUGGGUCACAAGCUCCAAAGCAGCCCUAAAUUUGCACAAAAAAGAAGAGUCAAAGAUGAAAAAAGAGGAGAAGAGGAGGGCAAAGAGACAGCUGCAGAGACAGCAAGAAAAUAUAUUUCAGAGGAUUAUCGACUCGCUCAAGUUUUUAUGGGUGUUUAUCCUGUCCCUUCUGGAUGACCUCACUGAGGGCCUGAACUCCUUCUGCAAAGAUGGUCUGGACAUCUCCAAAGUGCUACGUUUUGAAAGGGCUCUUCUCGGCCAGCAACAGAAGAAGGGGAAAGAGGUGUCACAGGAGAGUGUGAAGCGCUUCUAUGAGAACUGGAUGUCCAGACAGAACACCCUGGCCUCCCUGGAAGACCAGGAAGACAUAGUUCCCCCUGUCUCCUCCCCUCCACCUGUACCGUCAUCAGCGAGAGGUUACUCCAAGCUGAAACACACCCACUCCAAAAUCUCCUGGGGUAGCAGCUUGUCCAGCUGCAUGACGGAUGAGACCCUGCUGGGGUCUCGUCAGCCCACACUGGAUGAGCUGGAUGACCCUCCUAUACUCCAAACCGCUGCCGACCAACUCAGACGGAAACUACUGAAAACUUCCAACCUGGACAUUGACUCAUUUGACACUGAAGACCCUCCACUAAGCCAUGAUGAUACUGUUCCCAAUAAGGAGGACAGUAAAGAAGGAGAGGAUGCAUAUGAAGAAGAGGAGGGGGAAUAUAAAGUGGAGGAGGAGUAUAGAAUGGAGAAGGAGGAAUGGAGGGAGGAAGAAGAGGAGGAGAGGGAAAAAGCUGUGAUGCUUUCAGGAUCCAUCUCCCUGGACUAUCUGGAGUGUGAUGAGAAUAGCGAAGAUUUCCCAGACUCCUCCAGGCCUCUUAGUGAGACCAGGAACCUCACGGCCAGCGAGCUACUGCUCAACAAUAUGUUUGGUAACGAUGAAAUUGAAGAGUCUGAUCAGUUCUUCCAGUCUCUCCCGAGACACCUGAGACUAGUGUUUGCCCUGUACAACACCAUGGUGUCUAAGUCAGAGAUGCUGUGCUACUUUGUGAUCAUCCUGAACCACAUGGUGUCGGCCUCGCUGCUCAGUCUGAUCCUGCCCAUCCUUAUCUUCCUCUGGGCCAUGCUGUCUGUGCCACGCCCAACCAAGCGCUUCUGGAUGGCUGCCAUCAUCUACACAGAGCUGAUUGUGGUGGUCAAGUAUUUUUUCCAGUUUGGCUUUUUCCCCUGGACCACCUCGGCCUACCGAGGCAUCAAUGCGGACCGGCCCUUUGCUCUGCCCAACAUCAUUGGGGUGGAGAAGAAAGAUGGCUAUGUUCUCUUUGACUUAAUACAACUCCUGGCUCUGUUCUUCCAUCGCUCCAUUCUAAAGUGUCACGGUCUUUGGGAUAACAAAGAGGUUGAGAUGCCGGACUUCUUCAAGAAGUUAAAGAAGAAGACUGAGAAGAAGAAGAUGAGUGGAGGAGACAAAGCAGGGGAUCAGCCGAAGCUAAGACUGCCCUUCCUUCCUCUACAGGCCUCAACUGCAUCCUUGUUUCGCAGACGGGGAAAAGCCAACUCCACUGAGACAAACGAUGAUAUGCAGCUCAAAAAGCGCCACUCGAAGAAGAGGCACCACAAUAAAGUUCCCCUGACCAGGAAGGAAAGGAUCAAGAAGCUGAUCAGAGAAAGGAUGCUCGAGGCUAAAGCUGCUAUCAUAGAAGUUGCCCUGCACAUAUACCUACCUAUCAGGCAGUUCUUCUAUGACAUCAUUCACCCAGAGUACAGCCCAGUGUGUGACGUCUACGCUCUCAUGUUUCUGAUUGACGUGGUCAACUUCAUUGUCAUCAUAUUUGGAUACUGGGCUUUUGGGAAACACAGUGCUGCUGCUGACAUCACAGAUGCUAUUGGGGAGGACCAGGUCCCAUCGGCCUUCCUGGUCAUGCUGCUUAUCCAGUUUGGGACCAUGAUAGUGGACCGCGCUCUCUAUCUCCGCAAAACCCUCGUGGGAAAAUGUAUCUUCCAAGUGGUGCUGGUGUUUGGUAUCCACUUCUGGAUGUUUUUCAUACUCCCUGGGGUGACUGAGAGGAGGUUCAACAUGAACCAGGUGGCACAGUUGUGGUACUUUGUGAAGUGCAUCUACUUUGGCCUCUCAGCCUACCAGAUCAAGUGUGGCUACCCAAAUCGUGUGCUGGGAAACUUCCUGACCAAGAACUAUAACUACCUCAACCUAUUCCUCUUUCAAGGGUUCCGCCUGGUUCCGUUCCUCAUAGAGCUGCGUGCCGUGAUGGACUGGGUCUGGACCGACACCACCCUCAGCCUGGGCAGCUGGAUCUGUGUCGAGGACAUUUAUGCCAACAUUUUCAUACUCAAGUGCUGGAGGGAGUCGGAGAAGAAAUACCCACACACCCCAGGGCAGAAGAAGAAAAUGGUGGUGAAGUAUGGAAUGGGCGGCUUCAUCAUAUUCUUCCUCAUCAGCGUAAUUUGGUUCCCCCUCCUCUUCAUGUCAUUGGUCAAGUCAGUGGCUGGGGUUACCAAUCAGCCUCUAGAUGUCUCCAUUCAGCUCAGCAUAGCAGGAUAUGAGCCACUGUUCACAAUGAGUGCCCAGGAGCAGAACCUGAUGCCAUACUCAGAGGCAGGCCUCAACCGGCUCACCAACCUCUAUGCCACUCACCCGUCAGCCAUGCAGUUCCUUGUAAACUACAUGGCCGAGGACAUUGUCAUUGCAAAGAUCAAGAGUGAUGCCAGUCUACUGUGGAGCAUCAGCCCUGCCAGCCGUGAUGCUAUGAUCCAUGAACUCAGCAACUCCACCCACAUCUACAUCACCCUGCGAUGGGUACUACUCAGGAAUGUGUCUCUGUCGAUGAACGUGGAGACCGUGGGGGAACACACUGUCAAGUAUGAGGACAGGGCCUUGAGGGACCAGAUAGUUCAGAUGCUCAAAGGGACACGCAGUGACUCUCUGGUCAUUGAGUCUCUCCUGCCCAAGUUCAUCAGAGGUCCCGGAGGACUGGAGUCCAAGAUGGCCACCCGUCUGGAAGUAGAACAUUCAGAUAGGCCUGAGGACCUGCAGAUGUUGGCCUUCUACCGGCCCCUGUCCAUCAAACUACAGUGGGCAGAAGACAGUGGAAGUGCAGAGGGGGGUCAGUGGUGGAUGGUGGAGGAAUGCACUCCUGGACAAGGGCACAUCCAGAGCAGCUGUCACAGCAUUGAGAUAGUGGUGUUCAACGACAAAGUCAGCCCAUCCAGCCUGGGUGCUCUAGCAGGACAGGGAAUCGUGGGCCUGUACAUGUCUGUGGUGCUGGUCGUUGGAAAGUUUGUCAGGGAAUUCUUCAACGGGAUAUCCCGCUCCAUCAUGUUUGAGGAGCUGCCGUGUGUGGAUCGGGUGUUGAAGCUCUGCACGGACAUCUUUGUUGUGCGAGAGACUGGUGAGAUGGAGCUGGAGGAAACACUUUUUGAGAAGCUCAUUUUCCUGUAUCGCUCGCCGGAGACCAUGAUCAAGAUGACCAGAGAGAAGAGAGACUAGAGAGCACAAUGACAUUUUCGUUAUGAAAAGGACGAUUUGUUUGUUUGUAUUCCUACUGUACAAUGCAUGCAUUUUGAAUCACUGACUACUUUUAAAUGAUUCAAAUUUUUACAAAGGAAGACCGUAUGCCAUAAUCAUAGAAAUGUGCUCCAAGUGUGAAAGUAUUUAAUUGAAGUUGAGAUGCAACACUCUGCAGUUUUAGAUACAAAUGGCUUGUAUAGAGCUUACAGAUGCACGUCUGCUCUACAGAAUGUAUUUAUCUCAACAUUCUGCAACUUUACACAUCCCACUGAACACGACCCUGUUUCAUUGCACUGAAAAGCUCAUCUAGAAGUACUCACUCUCAUUUCACACUGUACUCCAAGUCUAUGUACAGUAUUUAAUUAAAUGAAUAAAAUACAAUUCAGAGAUUAUAUCCUACUUAUACAUAAGACUCCUGAAGUGUUAACUUAUGAAGAUCCACUCACAGUCCAUGUUGCCAGGUAAAGUACAGUGCUUUGCAAAAGUAUUCAUCCUCCUUGGCAUUUUUCCUAUUUUAUUGCAUUACAAACUGUAAUUUAAAUUGAUUUUUAUUUGGAUUUCAUGUAAUGGACAUACACAAAAUAGUCCAAAUUGGUGAAG